Messenger RNA from Durusdinium trenchii, 477 nucleotides. Lineage: Eukaryota; Dinophyceae; Suessiales; Symbiodiniaceae. The record is from the annotation of a GenBank genome assembly.
AUGAUGUGCCCGUGCCUUUCGGGAAAGCUGUACAAACUAUGCUGCCGUGGCUCUCACAAGGAUCCAAGUUCUGUGGCUUCUCCAGAGCAGCUGGCAAGAGCAAGAUAUUCGGCCCUUGCACUAAAGAAAUAUGAUUUCCUCAUAGACACUACACAUCAUUCGCAUCCCGAGUACCAGGAGGAUAGAGAGUCAUGGAAGAAGACAAUGGCCCGCAACAACCGUGGCGUCCGCUAUGUUGGUUUGAAUAUCACUGGAUCCGAGUCUCGCGCUGAGGGCACCCACGCUGUGACCAUUGAAGCUGCGUCUGAACCAGAGAAGAUGGAUGAUUUGCCAAAGGUUCUGCUCGUUCGGGAAUGUUCAAUCUACCGGUACGAGGGUACCUGGCAGUAUGCAAAGGCGGAGGAGUUGAAGCGCGAGGUUGUGCAGGGUGCUGGCUCAGCGCGGCAGCUUUCUGGUGCAAAAGUCGAUGGACACUGA